GAUGAAAGUGCCUAAGUGUGGAUAUGCAGGGGAUUGAGGAGGAAUUGAGUAUUUGGUGAAGAGUACACAGGAUAAUGUUUUUAUGGAGGAUUUGUUUGUGUGUGCCAAUUGUUUGAAUUCGAGAUAUCCAGGAGAACAGUUUGUUCAGAUUCCGAAGCCUGAUGAUAUUCUCCAUUGUUUGGAUUCAGUGGAAUACAACCUGAUCAAAAUUGAGCAUUUCAAGGAAUGGCAUAAGCUCGAAAAAUUAUGGAGAAAAAUGCUUCCUGAUUUGGAUGAAUACAAGGAUAGACAUCGCCAGCUCAACUGUGACUUAGCAUCUGCAAAGUCUACAAAUAGCUGGGAAAGUUUGCCUUACCUUCUCAUCGAAUCUCGGGUACUCCUUCACACUCUAUUCGAUUCACAAUUAUGGAAAGAAUAUUGUAAGGAACAAACAUGCCGAGAAUUCCGAGAUGCCAAGCACGGCACCAGGAAGAUGUACAGUGCAUCCAAGGUUUGGGUUAAUAGACAAAUGAUGAAGCUCAGAGAUAAUAUAGCUAACUCAGAAUAUGGAAGACUCUCCAAAAAAUUUGAACAGACCAGGAAGCAAUGUAAUGGCCAAGAAAAUUUGAUUAAAGAACAAAAGACAAAGAUUGCCCAACAGAAUAACUCUAGUAUGUUCAGGGAAAUAGAACUUACUAAGAUUAAGGAAGAUCUUCAGCAAAAGAAUGAAAUUAUUAAGAAGCAAAAGGCUCAAGUUAAGGAGAAGAGCGAACUUAUUGAGAAGCAGAAGGCUAAAACUGAAAAAAAGAAAUAAGAAGAUUCUAACCCAAAAGGAGUUGUUAGACAAAUUAAACAAAGAAAAGUUGACUUAUGAAAAAGAAAUUGAGCGUCUCACAAUAGAAAAUAAACAAGCUAGAAAGGUUCAGGUAGAGCAACGCAAUGAAAUUGAGCUAUUAAAUGACGAAAGAAUCAUAGCUAAGAAGGAAGAAAAUAAAAAACAAGACUUCAAAGAAAACUCACACAAAGACACAGUUUCAUCAGAUAUCCUUAAAUUUGUUCAGGAAAAACAACAGGAGAUUAAGAAAGAAGGAAGACUUGGUUUUUAUUUUUCUGAUAAAAGAUAUGGGCAAUUGCUUGAGCAGCUUAGCAAUGAUAUCAUGCCUCCUUUAAAUGAGCUUAACUUUUACUUCUCAGAUAUGCUCAAAGACUCUCAGGCUCUAUGAAUUCUAAAUGGUUUUCUUUCAAACUCGAUUCGUGAAAGCAUUCAAAAGUUUAGUAUCUGCAUGUACUCUUUAUCUCCACUGACUCAAUACAAGGCUUCUGUUGCUAAAGUUCUACCUUUGAUUAAUAAUGAAAUUUUGAUGAGCUCUUUUACUUUAAGCCAGAAGGAUUUCGAAGAUUUACUAGUUGCUGCUCAGCAUACAAACACAAUCCAGUUUCACGAAUGUACAAUUGAGACUGACAAAGAAUGUAAUUUUUCAAAAAGAUUGCAAGCAGCUACCUUUCAAACACUUGAUUUUAGUGGGACUGGAGUAGACGAAAGAAGCGCAUGGAUAGAAGGCCAUUAUAAGAGAUUCAAUAACAUAAUGACGGGACUAGCAAAAGUUAAGAGCAUUAAGAAUAGAGAAAUCAGUCUAAUUGCUCGUGAAGAUGACUUAUAUAUUGAAGAAGGAAAGAAGAUUAUCGGAGAUCUAGGCUUAGAUAAAAUCAGCUUAUUUAUCGACCAAGAAGAAUACAGCGAGUUAAUAGAUGAUGAUAAUUAUUAAAAAAACUACUCCA
This is a messenger RNA of Moneuplotes crassus, 1758 nucleotides long. NCBI's taxonomy places the organism in Eukaryota, Ciliophora, Spirotrichea, Euplotida, Euplotidae. The record is from the annotation of a GenBank genome assembly.